Staurois parvus is the source of this 655-nucleotide messenger RNA. Lineage: Eukaryota; Metazoa; Chordata; Amphibia; Anura; Ranidae. The record is from the annotation of a GenBank genome assembly.
GCUCGGUCAUGUGAUCAGCUGUGUCCAAUCACAGCUGAUCACAUGGCACUGAUGAUCAGUGUGGCCCCAGAAGUGCCACCUGUCAGUGCUCAUCAGUGCCACGUGCCAGUGUCUAUCAGUGCCACAUCAAUGCCACAUAUCAGUGCAUAACAGUGCACAUCAAUGCCACAUAUCAGUGCCCAUCUGAGCUGCCUUUCAAUGUCACCCAUCAGUGCCACCUAUCAAUGCCAAUCAGUGCCACCUAUCAGUGUCGCCUAUCAGUGCCAGUCAGUGUCGCCUAUCAGUGCGCAUCAGUGCCGCCUAUCAGUGCCAGUCAGUGCCACCUAUCAGUGCCAGUCAGUGCCGCCUGUCAGUGCCAUAUAUCAGUGUCAUGUAUCAGUGUCAUGUAUCAGUGCUGCCUUUCAGUGCCCAUCAGUGAUGCCUGUCAAUGCCCAUCAGUGCAACCUACCAGUGCCUCCUCAUCAGUGUCCAUCAGUGCCACCUAUCAGUGUCCAUCAGUGCAGCCUAUCGGUGCCCAUCACUGCAGCCUCAUUAGUGCACAUCAGUGAAGGAGAAAAAUGACAUAUUUACAAAAUUGUAUAACAAAAACUAAGAAAAAAAAACGUUUUUUUUUCAAAAUUUUCAGUGGUUUUUGGUUUGUUUAAGAAAAAAAUUA